CAUGAUGGCGGCGGCGCUGGGGCCCCCAGAAGUGAUCGCUCAGCUGGAGAACGCGGCCAAAGUUCUGAUGGCACCACCUUCCAUGGUCAAUAAUGAACAACGCCAACAUGCAGAGCACAUAUUCUUAUCAUUUAGAAAAUCAAAAUCACCAUUUGCAGUUUGCAAGCAUAUUUUGGAAACUAGUAAAGUGGACUAUGUCCUUUUUCAAGCUGCCACAGCCAUAAUGGAAGCAGUUGUCCGAGAGUGGAUUCUCUUGGAAAAAGGUAGCAUCGAGUCACUGCGAACAUUCCUUUUAACCUAUGUCUUACAAAGGCCUAACCUCCAGAAGUAUGUUCGGGAACAGAUUCUAUUAGCCGUAGCAGUAAUUGUAAAACGAGGAUCAUUAGAUAAAUCAAUUGACUGCAAAAGCAUUUUUCAUGAAGUCAGCCAGUUGAUAAGUAGUGGCAAUCCCACUGUGCAAACACUGGCCUGUUCUAUUUUAACUGCACUAUUGAGUGAAUUCUCAAGUUCAAGUAAAACUAGCAACAUUGGACUGAGUAUGGAAUUCCAUGGUAACUGCAAGAGAGUAUUUCAGGAAGAAGACCUUCGUCAGAUCUUCAUGUUAACUGUUGAAGUUCUGCAGGAGUUCAGCAGGCGGGAAAACCUCAAUGCGCAGAUGUCUUCAGUGUUUCAGCGUUACCUUGCACUCGCCAAUCAAGUCUUGAGCUGGAACUUUCUUCCUCCAAAUUUGGGCAGACAUUAUAUAGCUAUGUUUGAAUCCUCACAAAAUGUGCUGUUGAAGCCAACAGAGUCCUGGCGGGAGACUCUUCUGGACAGCAGAGUUAUGGAACUUUUCUUCACAGUACAUCGAAAAAUCAGAGAAGAUUCAGAUAUGGCACAAGAUUCUUUACAGUGCCUUGCCCAGUUAGCUUCUCUUCAUGGACCCAUCUUCCCAGAUGAAGGAUCACAAGUUGAUUAUCUAGCACACUUCAUUGAGGGAUUGCUGAAUACUAUCAAUGGAAUUGAAAUAGAAGAUUCUGAAGCUGUAGGAAUCUCCAGCAUUAUCAGCAACCUGAUAACUGUGUUCCCUCGAAAUGUUUUAACUGCCAUUCCCAAUGAACUUUUCUCCUCCUUUGUUAACUGCCUCACACACCUCACUUGUUCUUUUGGGCGAAGUGCUGCAUUGGAAGAAGUGCUUGAUAAGGAUGAUAUGGUAUACAUGGAAGCAUAUGAUAAGUUGUUGGAGUCCUGGCUAACUUUGGUCCAAGAUGACAAACAUUUCCACAAAGGCUUUUUUACCCAACAUGCAGUUCAAGUUUUUAAUUCCUAUAUUCACUGCCACCUAGCUGCUCCAGAUGGCACAAGGAAUUUGACUGCCAAUGGUGUAGCCUCUCGUGAGGAAGAAGAAAUAAGUGAACUUCAAGAAGAUGAUCGAGACCAGUUUUCUGAUCAACUAGCCAGUGUAGGAAUGCUAGGAAGAAUUGCUGCAGAACACUGUAUACCUCUUCUGACAAGUUUAUUAGAAGAAAGAGUAACAAGACUCCAUGGUCAGUUACAGCGACAUCAGCAACAAUUACUUGCUUCACCUGGUUCAAGCACCAUUGAUAACAAAAUGCUUGAUGAUCUCUAUGAAGAUAUUCACUGGCUUAUUUUAGUUACAGGCUACCUCUUAGCUGAUGAUACUCAGGGAGAGACUCCGCUAAUACCUCCAGAAAUAAUGGAAUAUUCCAUUAAGCAUUCAUCUGAAGUUGACAUUAAUACAACACUUCAAAUUUUGGGAUCUCCAGGAGAAAAGGCUUCUUCCAUCCCAGGGUACAACAGAACAGAUUCUGUGAUUAGGCUAUUGUCUGCUGUUCUAAGAGUUUCAGAAGUUGAAUCUCGAGCAAUAAGAGCAGAUCUCACUCACCUACUAAGCCCUCAAAUGGGCAAAGAUAUUGUUUGGUUUCUAAAACGCUGGGCCAAGACUUAUCUCCUUGUGGAUGAAAAACUGUAUGAUCAGAUAAGUCUGCCAUUCAGUACAGCAUUUGGAGCAGAUACGGAAGGUUCUCAGUGGAUUAUUGGCUACCUCUUACAAAAAGUCAUCAGUAACCUCUCAGUCUGGAGUAGUGAGCAAGACCUUGCAAAUGAUACUGUGCAGCUCCUUGUCACUUUGGUGGAAAGAAGAGAAAGGGCAAACUUAGUAAUUCAGUGUGAAAACUGGUGGAACCUAGCUAAGCAGUUUGCAAGCCGCAGUCCCCCUCUUAAUUUCUUGUCAAGUCCUGUGCAGAGGACUCUGAUGAAGGCUCUUGUCUUAGGGGGUUUUGCACAUAUGGAUACAGAAACCAAACAACAAUAUUGGACAGAGGUUCUUCAGCCACUUCAGCAGCGAUUCUUAAGAGUGAUAAACCAAGAAAACUUUCAGCAGAUGUGUCAGCAAGAGGAAAUCAAGCAGGAAAUCACUGCUACGCUGGAGGCCCUUUGUGGCAUUGCUGAGGCUACCCAGAUUGACAAUGUAGCCAUUCUUUUUAAUUUUUUAAUGGACUUCCUUACCAAUUGCAUUGGGUUGAUGGAAGUUUACAAAAAUACCCCAGAGACUGUCAAUCUCAUUAUAGAAGUUUUUGUUGAAGUUGCACAUAAACAGAUAUGCUAUCUUGGAGAGUCCAAAGCUAUGAACUUAUAUGAAGCCUGCCUUACUUUGUUGCAAGUAUAUUCUAAGAAUAAUUUAGGGAGGCAAAGAAUAGAUGUUACUGCUGAAGAAGAACAGUACCAAGACCUGCUUCUCAUUAUGGAACUUCUUACUAACCUUCUGUCAAAAGAAUUCAUAGAUUUCAGUGACACAGAUGAAGUGUUUAGAGGACAUGAGCCGGGUCAAGCAGCAAACAGAUCUGUAUCAGCAGCUGAUGUUGUUUUAUAUGGGGUCAACCUAAUUCUGCCCUUGAUGUCACAGGAUCUUUUGAAGUUUCCAACACUUUGUAAUCAAUACUACAAAUUAAUCACAUUUAUUUGUGAGAUUUUUCCUGAAAAAAUACCACAGCUUCCUGAGGAUCUUUUUAAAAGUCUGAUGUACUCCCUAGAACUAGGAAUGACAUCAAUGAGUUCAGAGGUUUGCCAGCUCUGCCUGGAGGCCCUGACACCAUUAGCUGAACAGUGUGCAAAAGCACAAGAAACAGAUUCACCACUUUUUCUAGCAACUCGGCACUUUCUUAAGCUGGUUUUUGACAUGCUGGUUUUGCAAAAGCACAACACAGAGAUGACCACUGCAGCUGGUGAAGCUUUCUACACUUUGGUGUGUUUACAUCAGGCUGAAUAUUCUGAACUGGUUGAGACAUUACUGUCAAGUCAACAAGACCCAGUUAUUUACCAGAGAUUAGCAGAUGCCUUCAACAAGCUCACUGCAAGCAGCACUCCUCCUACGCUGGAUCGGAAGCAGAAGAUGUCCUUCCUAAAGAGUUUAGAAGAAUUUAUGGCAAAUGUUGGUGGUCUCCUUUGUGUAAAAUAAACAACAAAACUCUAUGCUUAAUAUAGAUCCUUUCUGCAAAGUGCACUGAAUUGCUGAAAGUUGACAUGAGUCUUGUCCUGUUCCUCAGUUCUUUUGGCCAUUUUGGAUUUUGGAGAGCCUGAAACUUCAAUAUGGAAUGCAGUGAAACAGGAGAGGUCAACUUUGAAUCAGCUUCUGCUGUUAGGUGUUAGCCACAAGCUGUCACAUACAUGUCUUCUAGAUUUUAAAUGGUGACUUAAAAUUUUCAAAAUGCAAUUCCAUAUAUGUGCAAACAGAUAUGGGCACCAAGAAAUACAUAUCCAGUGCCUUUUCCCCUUUUAUCAAAGCAUAGGUGGCUAGCCAAAGUUUAGAGUUUUUGUUAUUAAAUAUUAGGUGGAUGUGUUCUAGGCAAUGUUUCUCAAAAUGUUGUCCAUAGACCACCUGCACCUUCUGAGGAUCUGGUGAAAAGGAAGAGUCUUGGGCCCAACCAUAAACCUUUAGUCAGAAUCUGGUGGUUGGACCUUGGGGUCUGCAAUUUAGUAAGCUCCUCCUCUCCAUCACCCCAAAAGUUUUGAAUCAAUGCAAGAGACAUUGAAAACUCUUUAAAGAGGUUUUGUGUUUUUUCAAUGUUUCUUCCCUUUGAUAAUUAGGUUUGUGAUUGAGCAGGAAAAAAAAAAAUCACCAAAUGUUUGUUGGAUUCUUUUUAGUUGAUGUUCUUUCUCAUUCUCUCACACUCUUUAUUCUCUUCUUUGUCUCUCACUCUCUUCUUUCUCUCUCAUCAACCCAUGUUACAGGUUUUGUGUAAUUAAUACAGGUCUCUAAUCAUACUCUGAUGCCUGAACUUGAGGAAAAUAUGUGUAUAUUUUUGUUCCAUAAAAAGAACUUCUAGGAACUGUAGCCAUUUCAUUGCCUUAAUUUUAAGGGCGGGGGGGAGGCAGAUUUAAGUAAGAAAUCAAGUCUUGAUGCUCCAGAGUUGGUUUAGGGUAUUAGCUGCUAUGAACCUGUUGCCCCAUUUGAUUGUGAAUUUAUGUGGGUUUAUGAGUAAAACAAAAGGCUUAUCCCCAUGUAUUUAACUUUCCAAGUGUGUUUCUAUCCAGCCACACAGCCCAUAUCUACUCUGAAUAGCUUGCUUAAGCAAUAACUAUUUUUAAAGGAUGUGAAUUACUGAUUCACACAAUAGAAUUACUGACUAUUGCACGUUGGGGCAUUAGGGGCAAUAAUUAUGAAGUGGGUGUUAAUUCUUGUGUCACAGAAGUCACGCAAAUUUAAUUUCAGAAAUUAAAAAGUCUACUCUAGAUCCUCUAGUUGGAUCUUUCUAAUCAGGAUUUUUAUACUGCUGUCAUGCUUCCUUUAAUAAUGUGUACCAGCUUAAAUUAUGGAAAUGAAAGCUAAUUUAUAAACUGUAGGCAUAUGAAACUUCACGCUUUACAAACCAGAAUCUCACAACACAAUGACAAAUAGAGGAUUCUGGAAUAGGUGCAUUUGAAUCUCUGCUACAGAGGGGUAGACUUUCUCCUUCCACAUAUCCUUAAUAAUUGUCUGCUAACCCACCCUGCAAGUACAGCUAUUAUAUUUGAAUUGCACAUAGCAUAUACAUCUUCACAUGUGAUGCUCUGCAAAACUUUGUGUAACUGUGCUAAAGACAGCAGACAAUACUGGAAGCAUCUAAAUUCAUCCCACCUGUGCAUGUGAUGUUAGAUAUGAGUGAAUAUGAGGUCCAUAGCCAUAACUUUUUGAGGAUCAUUUCUCUUAAUUUGAUCACCACUAACAAUAUAAGUGGAACAAAACAUCUUGCAAGAUUGUGAGGAAGAAAACUAGUAUUACUCUUGAUGAAAGACACAUUUUUUAUAUUUCAAAAAAUACUUUGAAUGAUGUGUUUGUUUUUAGGUUGUUUUUUUUUUUUCCCCCUUGAAGUGAUGUGCAGUAGUGAUCACUUUGCUUUGCAUUGUUUUUGUUUUGUGUUUCUUCACUCCCUCAAGCUUCCUCAGCACUUGUGAGUAGUGUAUAUGUGUGAUAAAUAUGGUCCCUGAGACACACAAGGGCACUGAGACCCAUAACUGACUGGCCAGGACAAAACUAUAAUCAGGUUUGUAUUAAAAGUAAAGAUGGGUAGGAAAGGAAUGCCUUAGUAAGUAAAAAGGCAUCUGUAUUUAAAUAACUCCUAUCCAGACAGAAAUAUUUGCUAAAUUUUCCCAGAUUCUAAUACUCCAAUUUUUGUAGACUAUUUUUAAUUAAAACAACAUUUACUUCAGAUUGGACCAAAUAAUGUUUAAGAGCUCAUCAGAAUGUCAAUUAGUGGCAAAGGGGAUGGGGGUUGACACCACAUUUUAGGUAGUAAGGAUACCACUGAAUUGUACCAGCUAGACUCUUCAGGGUGUUUGUGUAAACGUUUGCCUAAUUGGAUAUUUGUUUAGUCUGGAUCUUUUUCAUUUUCUCAGUUUUGUCUUAAGCUAUGUUUAUUAGCUCUUCAGAUUUUGUUUUACUUUGCUUAAUGCUCUUGGCCCAGUGGGUAUUGAACACUGGCUGAAUUUAGUAAAUUGGUUUUUCCAAUUACAACUGCCUGUUAAUUUGUUAAAGUUUUUUUUUUUUUUAACAAAAACAUUAUUUGUGUUCUUUAUAUAUGUUAAAGGGGCACUGUUAAGUGUUCAAUUUUUAGAUUGUUUUAUUAAAUUUCUGUUGUUCACAUAGUAUCCUCUAAACUUAAGUUUUCCUUGUA
Marmota flaviventris (yellow-bellied marmot) is the source of this 6152-nucleotide messenger RNA. It is a transcript of the gene Xpo4, whose product is annotated as exportin 4. The record is from RefSeq and is a predicted model, not a curated record. Gene Ontology annotation, biological process: protein export from nucleus. Gene Ontology annotation, cellular component: nuclear pore; cytoplasm. Gene Ontology annotation, molecular function: nuclear export signal receptor activity. Lineage: Eukaryota; Metazoa; Chordata; Mammalia; Rodentia; Sciuridae.